AUGCUACGGGUUGACCGCGCGCACUACGCCCCAGCAUCACCUUACGAAGAUUCUCCACAGCCUAUAGGCCACAAGGCCACCAUCUCCGCACCGCACAUGCAUGCUUCAGCGUGCGAAACACUUCUCGACCACCUGCAGCCCGGUGCCAAAGUCCUUGAUGUCGGUUCCGGCUCAGGCUAUCUUACAGCUGUUCUCGCCAACCUAGUUGCGCCUAACGGAACCGUCAUCGGCAUCGAUCAUAUUCAGCCCUUGAACGAUCUAGCAGACAGCAACAUGCGGAAGUCAGAAGAGGGACAGAGCAUGUUGGAGUCAGGGCAUGUCAAAUUUGUGACCGGAGAUGGGCGGAAAGGUUGGGCAGAGGGCGCACCGUACGAUGCCAUUCAUGUCGGAGCUGCUGCUGCUGUCCACCACCAGGCCUUGACCGAUCAAUUGAAAGCUCCGGGCCGGCUCUUUGUCCCAGUCGCCGAAGGCCGGGCGCAGUAUAUUUAUGUCAUCGACAAGAAGGAAGACGGUAGUCUUGAGCGCCAAAAGUUGUAUGGUGUACAGUAUGUGCCGUUGACGGAUGCGCCAGUGUAG
Alternaria arborescens is the source of this 576-nucleotide messenger RNA. RefSeq lists its product as hypothetical. Gene Ontology annotation, cellular component: cytoplasm. Gene Ontology annotation, molecular function: protein-L-isoaspartate (D-aspartate) O-methyltransferase activity. Lineage: Eukaryota; Fungi; Ascomycota; Dothideomycetes; Pleosporales; Pleosporaceae. Gene Ontology annotation, biological process: protein modification process. The transcript is spliced from 2 exons. Bases 1 to 576 code for a protein of 191 amino acids. The record is from RefSeq and is a predicted model, not a curated record.